AUGAGUCGCGUGUUGGCCGGAAAGCUGGCAAUCGUCACCGGUGCCUCUCGUGGCAUCGGCAAGGCGAUUGCUGAGAAAAUUGCCUCGUAUGGCGCCAACGUUGCCCUCGGCUACACAGCAGAGUCUUCCAAGAGUGCUACCGAGGAGUUGGCUGCUCAGCUCUCGUCCCAACACAACAUCCGCACGUUCCCAGUCCAGGCGGACCUAGGCACAGUCGAAGGACCCAAGGCAUUCAUUGCGUCUCUGAAGCAGCAGGCGGCCGGAUCGGAUGGCUCCUUUCAGAUAGACAUCCUCAUCAACAAUGCUGGUGUGGCACACAACAACCUCUUGCCCAAGAUCACGCCCGAGCAGUUCGACAUCAGCUACCGGGUAAAUGUCCUUGGACCGUUGCUCCUGACCCAGGCUGCGGAGCCAUACCUGCCCCACGACCGCUCCGGCCGCAUCGUCAACAUUUCUUCCAUCUCGAGCACGACCGGCUUCAUCGAGCAGUCUGUCUACGGUGGCACCAAGGCCGCCAUCGAGGCCAUGACCCGCACCUGGGCGCGUGAGCUGAGCGAGCGUUGCACUGUCAAUGCCAUCAACCCGGGCCCCGUCGAGGGUCCCAUGUACUCCAAGAACAGCGACGCCUUCAAGCGCGAGAUCAAGCCCUGGCUGCAGCACACGCCACUUAUGCAGGCCCGAGAGGGCGUCGAUGCUCCCGAGGUCGUCGAGGAGGCCAAGACGGGUGGAGGCAGACCCGCAUAUACGAGCGAGGUGGCGGGCAUCGCAGCCAUGCUCUGCGGGCCCGACAGUCAAUGGCUCACUGGGUCAGUUGUCGGCGCGAACGGAGGUUUCAUAUUUGGACUGUCUUGA
Molecule: messenger RNA, 852 nt
Organism: Microdochium trichocladiopsis
Lineage: Eukaryota; Fungi; Ascomycota; Sordariomycetes; Xylariales; Microdochiaceae
Product: short-chain dehydrogenase
Exons: 2
Coding region: 1-852 (283 amino acids)
Molecular function (GO): oxidoreductase activity, acting on the CH-OH group of donors, NAD or NADP as acceptor
Source: RefSeq, a predicted model, not a curated record